Exophiala viscosa is the source of this 819-nucleotide messenger RNA. Its product is annotated as CIA30-domain-containing protein. NCBI's taxonomy places the organism in Eukaryota, Fungi, Ascomycota, Eurotiomycetes, Chaetothyriales, Herpotrichiellaceae. Gene Ontology annotation, biological process: NADH dehydrogenase complex assembly. The record is from RefSeq and is a predicted model, not a curated record. The coding region runs from base 1 to 819 and encodes 272 amino acids. The transcript has 3 exons.
AUGGACGAGAUUAGCCAGCGUCGACCGCUGUUUGGGGAGAAUAUUGGCUGGGAUUUGGAUCAAUGGACCUCUAGCGAUGAUAGAGUGCGAGGCGGUAACUCAAAGUCCUCUUUAGAUCCAAGUCCCACAGGGGUAGCUUUCCAUGGUCAUCUCGACAUCGACACCCUAGGCGGGGCUGGAUUUGCGUCGCAGCGCACUCUCGGUGACGAUCGGCACUGGGACUUGUCCCCCCUCGACGGUAUCGAGGUCUCGAUCGAUCCUUCGCAGUCUGACCACAAUGUCUACACGCUGAUUCUCAAAGACCACAUUCUUCCCCCAAAUCCCGACAAUGGCCGCGAACAGUCUACCGUCUCCUGGGAAUUCGAUUUCUCAACGUCGAAUUGCCAUGGCACAAAUCGUCUUGGGUCCGCCUCCACUACUGCCUCCAUCUUCAUGCCGUGGCAACAUUUCAAACCCACCUACCGUGGCAAACCGUGCGAUGACACGAAGGGUCUAGAUUUGAGGGGCAUCAAGAGGAUCAGUAUCAUGAUCAGAAGGUUCGCUGGUUGGUCGAUGAAGGUCCUGGUCAGUGCUGACGGACAGAAUAGCUUCUUUGGCUCUCAACAGGGCGACUUUCGACUACAUUUGGUCUCCAUCACAGCCUUCUGCUCACCGAACGCAACGGAGUUGUCCACGCCCUUCACUCAUCCACAAGAUAAACCCGCCCUACCGGCUACGAACGAUGCUACCAUGGGUAGUCGUGACUCGAGAGAUGGCUUUGCCACCUGGUUCGUAUCAACAUGGAAUUGGCUUUGCGGCAAUUUGUACGGAAGGCGAUGA